CCUACAGCCACCGCCACCAUGGACACCAUGAGCUCCGUCGAGUACAACCUGCGCACCCUGCCCACCACUUCCAUCACCCUCUUCCCAGCCCGUGCCCAGAUCUCGCGCGAGGUCGGAGACGUCCCGCUGCAGCCUGGCACCAACGAGGUCACCAUCAUCGGCCUCUCGCCCACCACGGACGAGCACUCCAUCAAGGUCGAAGGCAGCGGGGAGGCGACCAUUUCCAACAUCACCGUCGAGAGGCUGGCCAACAAAGAGCAGUUUGACGACGUCUACCCCGACGAGGAUGAAGAUGUCUUGUCAGACCAGGAUGACCUCGACACGGACGACGACGAUGACGGCGAGGAUCUCAAGGAGGACGAAGAGCUGCGCGCUGCCAAGGCAGAGAGGCAGCAGAUUAUGGACAGCAAGGAGCUCACCUCUCAUCGCAUCUCCUGCUUGCAGCACAACAACGGCGCACUGGACGGCUACAUAAACAAUGUCCGUGCCGAGCACAACACAGACGUCGGAGAGGCAUCUGAGGCGUACCAGCGUCUCCGCCAGAACAACUACCGGGACCUCCUUGCCGCGCAAGCCGACCAGCGCCACCAAGAUGAGCUCCUGAAAGAGGUGGACGCCAAGAUACGCUGCCUGACCAAGCGUCACCGCAAGCAGACAGCCCAGGCACGCCGCCAGAAGCGCCUCGCCAAGCUCCACAAGGCCAAGGAGCAGCUCAAGGCUUCGCGUGCCGAGGAGCAGCGGAUGGAGGAGAAGCGACGCAUCCGCGUGGAGCGCAGCAAGUUCUGGCCCAAGUACGUCUACGCGGUGCGCAUCCAGCUCGAGGUCAGCGCCGCUCUGCCGUCACACGGGCAAACCUGCAGCCUGCUGCUCUCCUACGUCACGUCCGACGCCUACUGGGCGCCCAGCUACGACUUGCAGCUCAGCACGCAGUCCGCGACGGGCACGCUCUGCUUCGACGCGCUCCUCACCAACGCCACGAGCGAGACCUGGGACAAGUGCAAGAUCACCUUGUCCACCUCGCAGGCCACGUCUUCCAGUCUCGCCGACAAGGCACCCGAGCUCCGGGAGUGGGCCAUCAAGCGAGGCAGCAAUGGGGCGCCGCUCUUGUACUCGCGUGACGAGCACCAGAAGAGAAUCAAGGGACCCCCCAUGGCGAAGCAGGCCAGAGCAAACAGGGACACCAUGUUUGGCUUCGCGCCCAACGAUCCGCGAGUCCCCCAAGACUAUCAGAUGCAGCUCAUGCUCCUGGAGCAGCAGAACAAGAAGAGAAUGGAGAUGGCGAGGCAGGAGCAGAACCCUGUGACCCAAGUGCCCUUCCAGGCGCCGCAGCAGAUGCCGCAACGGAUUCAAGCGCAGAUCCAAGCGCAGGCCCAAGCGAUGGCCCAAGCGCAGCAGGCUCAGCCUCAGGCUCAGGACAUGACCCAGCAAACAUUUGGCUCCGAUCAGUAUGACAGGACUAUGCGGGCUCGUCGAGCUCCGCGGUCUCACCAGAGAGCGUUCCUCAACGUCGAGGCUGAGGUGGAUGAGGAGGAGGAGAGCUUUUCCGCAUCUGGUGGGGACGAGACGCCGCGGGAGGAUCCCAACCUCGCCUUCCAGAACUCGCUCAUUGAGCAGACGGGCUUUGCGACGGUGUACGAGCUGCAGGGCCCCAAGACGCUGGCGCCCAGCUCGACGAGCGCCAAGCAGCGCAUCAGCACCAUUGCCCUGUCGGCCAUCAAGUUCACGCACACGGUCGUGCCCAAGCUCAAGGCGGCGGCGUACCUGACGGCGACGAUUGCCAACACGAGCCGCAACAUCCUGCUGCAGGGUCCCGUGGGCGUCACGCUGGACGGCGGGUUCAUGGGCCGGACGACGCUGCCCCGGUGUCCCGGCGACGGCGCAGAGCUCCGGCUGGGUCUGGGCGUCGACCACGCGGUGCGCGUCGUGUAUGCCACGCCCGAGGUGCGCCGGAGCGGCGGCGUGUCGUACAAUGAGGAGAGGAAGAUCUACACGCGCAGCGUGUACGUGGAGAACACGCACUCGGCGGACUCGAUCCGCCUCAUCGUCAAGGACCAGGUACCCGUGUCCAAGGACGAGCGCGUCCGCGUCGAGGUGCUGCACCCGGACAAGCUGCGGGCCGAACACCACGAUGACGACGGACAGCAGAAGCAACAGCAAGAGGUCGCCGAGGUGGGCGAGGCGGGCCGGAAGGCGGACGAGGGUCAGUGGGGACGCGCCGAGGUCAAGAUGCUCAAAACGGGCGCGGUGGACUGGCUCGUGACGCUGAGGAAGGGGAGGAGCGUCAGGCUGGCGCUCUCGUGGCUUGUCGCGACGCCCCUGGGGGAGGAGGCCAUGCAGGUGGAUCACUAACUUAUAAUACGUUAGCCAUGGCAUAUCGGUGAUUGCUUGUGGCAUGUGAUGCUUGGGAUUAUAUCAGAUUAGUAUGGCUCUUCCGGGUAGGAUAUUGGCAAGUAGAUUGUAAUAGUAGGGAUAAUACAGGCCAGAAACAAAUGGUAU
Emericellopsis atlantica is the source of this 2496-nucleotide messenger RNA. RefSeq lists its product as uncharacterized. The record is from RefSeq and is a predicted model, not a curated record. Bases 19 to 2349 code for a protein of 776 amino acids. Lineage: Eukaryota; Fungi; Ascomycota; Sordariomycetes; Hypocreales; Bionectriaceae. The transcript has 2 exons.